Molecule: messenger RNA, 2046 nt
Organism: Zygosaccharomyces rouxii
Lineage: Eukaryota; Fungi; Ascomycota; Saccharomycetes; Saccharomycetales; Saccharomycetaceae
Gene: UFO1
Product: SCF ubiquitin ligase complex subunit UFO1
Exons: 1
Coding region: 1-2046 (681 amino acids)
Biological process (GO): SCF-dependent proteasomal ubiquitin-dependent protein catabolic process
Cellular component (GO): SCF ubiquitin ligase complex
Molecular function (GO): protein binding
Source: RefSeq, a predicted model, not a curated record
AUGUGUAUAUAUUACAAACUUCAUCUAUCAAAGAAAUCUCACCUCCUAGGGAGAAACCUAGUCCUCUUGAGAAAGAUUUCCGCCAUGGACGGUGAUGAGAGUCCACAUAGUGCUCUUCUAGCGUUGCCCGCAGAGAUUUUAAUCAAUAUUUUAAGCCAUUUAGAUGAGAAGGAUUUAUACGUCUUACAAGAGGUUUGCUCCAGAUUAAGAAGAUUGGUUAAUGAUGAAGAGUUGUGGAAGAAUCUGUUCAUAUCGCAAAUUCACACUAAUUAUUUUCCAUCCUUUGCGCAGACCCCAAAAUAUAGUAUCGAAUAUGUGGAUCGUCAGCAGGGUUUGAGACAAUGGGGUCAUAAUAGAGCUAUUAAGACGAAGUAUGUUAUUGCACCAUCGCCAAGGUUUGAAGUUCAGAUAGAAAGUAUGAUAUUUGAUUAUCCACGUUGUGCAUGUUAUAACGAUGGUGUUAUUACGGUAGUGCAACUGCAUCAAAGGCGUAAGAAAGAUCGUUUAGUCUAUAUUCCCUGUACUACACCUCAAGGUUGCUCUACUAUGCAUUUUAACAUUAACUCCGCCGUAUUUGGAAGAUUCGACGGUAGGGUCUUUGGUAAAUUGUUGAGUAAUAAAUCGUAUCUGACCCCCGUGACAGAAUUUAAUGCAAGGCACACCCACUGCGUCACGGCGAUAGCUGCGUCUUCAUCACAAGAUUUUUCAGAGGAUUGGUGUGCAAGUGGAUCAGCGAAUGGUGAACUUAUGUGGUGGUGUGAGACAAAAUUAGUGAAAGAUAUCAGAGUCUCGAACAGACCCAUUCAACGAUUGGCUCUCUAUAAGAAUUGGACAAUAGCAUUAGAUGACGACAGGAUAUACGUAAUUCAUGCCAUGGAUCAAGUUCAUUCUUUGGCUCUUCCGAGAGUUCAAAAUGAAGCUGGUGCUGAAGUCCCAUUAAACGUUCAAUUUCUGAAAGUCGAUUUUGGUGCCAAGUGGUUGGUAAUGGCAGACUUAAAGGGCCUAUAUGUGAUAGCAUUUGAUCCCGAACAGAAUUUUGGGCACACGAGAUGUUUGCAAAUACAGGAAGGUAUAUCUAAUGUAGUAGCAGAUGAAUCUACAUGUCGAAGAGAACAAAAUUCCAAUUUUGCUGGUGGUGAUGGUUGUUUUAUUGCAGUUAUAACUGCAGAUAAUUCAGUCAAGGUAAUUAAUAUUCGUGCACCGGGCAAUGUCCUAAAAGUCAACACACAUUUGCAUUUUGAUAAAGAGGUUCAUACAUGUCAAGUGACAAAUUUGGUGGUAGUCUGUGCCCUGGCGGGUAGUUUGCAGAUCUUUGAUGCUGCCAGUGGUGAACUGGUAAAAGUUGUGCAAAAGACAGAUAAGGAUCCCCAGUUUCUAGGUCUCUCACAGGGGAGAAUGGUAGUCGCCAGUCGGAACGUAAUUCAAUAUUUGCAAUAUGUUCCAGAGGAGAGAAUUAACAAAAACCGUACUGGCAGCAGUAGUAGGGGACAGAACAUCAAAUGGGAGAAAGAGGUCAGUUUAGGCAUGGAUAUUUAUGACGAAGAAGAACAGAUAAGACAAGAAACCGCAGAAAGAAACCGGAAGCUAUUGGAGGAUUAUGGAGGUGAUAUGAGUGAAGAGGAACUCCAUCUGAGAAUAGCGUUGAUGGAAUCUGAGUCCGUGGCCGAACGACCCGUCCAACAGGGACAGGAAGAGAAUGACGAUGCAGAUGAAGAGCUCAGGAGAGCCUUAGAAGAAUCUCGUCGUCAGCAUGAACACGAAGAAUUACUCAAUAGCUUUGCUGAUGAUGACGAUGAUGAUUUUAGAGAUGCAUUGGGACAAUCUUUAGCGGCGGAAAGACGGCGUAAUCCUAGGGCCAGGUUGCGCCAUAAUACACCUGAAAGUAGAACACACGAAGACACAAGCACCCAUACGAAUAAUGACACCCAACAACAGUUAGACCAGCAUCAACAGCAACAACAGCAACAGCAACAACAGCAACAACAGACAGACGAUGAAGAGGCAUUACAGUUAGCCAUAGCACUUUCUUUAAGUGAGAUGAGUUAA